AUGGCUCCGUCAGAGGAUUCUAUUCUCAAUAACUUUCUGCUCUCCCCCGCGUCCCUCCCAACCAUCAUUUCUCUGCAAAAGUUUACAGAGCUGUUUCCAAAGCGCCUCCGAUCUCAUCCGCAGAUCAAAGUGCUGUAUCGAGAACUGCAGGAAUUGCGCUCGCAGGAUAUGGAUGGCGUCACCGAGCACAUCCUCGAGCAAGUCGAAGAAGGCGGGAAGCAAAGAGCCGAUUUACUGCGAGCCGCCAAGGCAUCGGGCGUAAAUGGCUUUAGUGAAGACGACCGCCGCGAGAUGAGCCUAGAUCUGCAGCUGUUCGGUCCGACCUCCAGCACUGAACCCGUUGGGUUUCACUCCUUCUCGAGUCUUAUCUCGGAGAUGGAAAAUGCGUGUUCUACUUUAGAGCAGGAGAUUGCAGCCACGGGGCAAAAUGCAGCUUCUACUCUCGCUGAUAUGAAAAGAACGGUGGGUGAAUUGAGCGAUCUUCGCUAUGGAAAGUUUUCCAAGCCUGGCAUGACCGUUGAUGAUUUUGUGGGAGAAACUGUCCGAGGACUGAAGAGCCUUCAAAACGUUUGCGAUCGUCAAUCCGACGAUCGAUUAUCUUGA
Molecule: messenger RNA, 603 nt
Organism: Talaromyces proteolyticus
Lineage: Eukaryota; Fungi; Ascomycota; Eurotiomycetes; Eurotiales; Trichocomaceae
Product: Cnl2/NKP2 family protein-domain-containing protein
Exons: 1
Coding region: 1-603 (200 amino acids)
Biological process (GO): chromosome segregation
Cellular component (GO): Mis6-Sim4 complex; kinetochore
Source: RefSeq, a predicted model, not a curated record